AUGGUGACUGGAAUUGAAACAGCCGGCCUUGUCUUGGCCGUCUUACCCUUCCUCAUUGAGGCACCUUUGGUGUACAAGAAGGGGCUCGAAAAGACGGGGAUCGUUCUUGGCUUCAAACAGAAGAGAUAUAAAGUAAAGGUCGAAACGCUCAGACUGCGGCUCAAGGGUCAAAGUGCAUGGUUACACCUAAACCUUGCUAAAUUACUUAGCCGCGCGGCCCCGAAUGAGGAUUUCGUGAGACUGACAGAGGACUACAACGACGUAUUUUGGACUGGGGAUAUUGCCGACAAGAUCAGGAAAUACUUACAGCCUGGUGACGCAUUCGAAGCUUCCAAGGCACCCUAG
Molecule: messenger RNA, 345 nt
Organism: Letharia columbiana
Lineage: Eukaryota; Fungi; Ascomycota; Lecanoromycetes; Lecanorales; Parmeliaceae
Exons: 1
Coding region: 1-345 (114 amino acids)
Source: RefSeq, a predicted model, not a curated record